This is a messenger RNA of Schistocerca gregaria, 7300 nucleotides long. RefSeq lists its product as uncharacterized. The coding region runs from base 400 to 1506 and encodes 368 amino acids. Lineage: Eukaryota; Metazoa; Arthropoda; Insecta; Orthoptera; Acrididae. The transcript has 6 exons. The record is from RefSeq and is a predicted model, not a curated record.
GUUUUGUUAAACGUAAGCAGAAACAAGUGACAGCUGCGGCUGUACAUUUUUUUGGGAAGAGACUGCUAGUAUGGCUGCUGUUAAUUUGAGGGGCGUGAAAUGGAAAAACUAAUAGAGAGAACGUUACCGCAAAAUGAACCAUCUUAUUUCGCCAGUGCACUAUGAAUCUCGAUUUGGCUCUGCCAUGCUUUUAUGAGGAAAUCAAACUAUCCGUGACAUUCCUGUUAUGAAAUGCUGCUUCCCUAAAUGUUUUGGUUUCUUUGUGUAAUACUAACGCGUAAAAAAAUGGUUUGAAACAUCUAGAUUUUAUAAAUGCAGCUUUUUAGAAAUAGUUCCAUAGUUAGAGUUUGGCGAGAGUGAUAGUCCCCGAAUUCUGCGAUAAAGGGGCGCGUUAAAACAAUGUUUUCGAGGGGACGAAAGCUGGGAAACGAUACGAUUGACGUUGCAAACAAGAGCUGUUUUAUAUACUUCGACACGUUAGCAUGCGUUCGUACAUGCCUUUUAGUGAUAUUUGCCAUACUUACUUUGCUGUUGAUACUCCUGAAACUUAUAAAAUACCAUGUACUCAGACAUCCUCAAAUUCACCACUUUGCAAUAUUCUAUAUAUCAGCAGGAGAAAUCGUAUUAUGUGCUGCUGCAGCUGCUGCCAACCUUCUUGUCCCACAACUGGAAUUUGCCGCCUACUUUUUACGGUUGCUGCAGCUAGCUGCAGUCUGUCAUCUCCACUGGUCACUGUAUGCAAGGACUCCUGUGCUUGUGCAGAAUGUUGUCAAUCCAGUCCUUUGCCUAUAUAUUCUUUACUGCACUACAGUUGCACUCAUGGGUAUGGUUGACAUAUCUGACACAUGGACACAAUGUAUGCGACCUUACUAUGUAAUGUUGUCAUCUGCGGACUUACUAAUGGUGCAACUAUUUGUUGGUGUAGCACUAUAUGUUACCAGACGUGCUGAUGGAAUAUCUUCUCUUGCCUCAUUCAAGGGCACACAAAAGCGAGAUUUAUGGAGUAUAAUUGUUGUGUAUGAGUUUUCUGCUCUGCUUACUGUUACCCACGAUGCUGUUAUGCGAUUUGUUGGUACCGAAGCUGAAGGCUGCAGUGCAUUGUUUGCUCACAGACAGAUAUUCUAUUCAAUGGUUGCAUCACUUUUAAUGCUUGUAAAGUUCCUGGUUCCUACAUGGACUUUAUUGUGUGUGUUUCAACCUGUGGAAGGAGAUACUCAUAACUCGGAGGUUGCCCUUGCAAGCCGUUAUAACACAGCGGACGGUACAUCAGAGCCUGGAUUUCAUCAGUAUCAGAGAAUGACAUCGCCACUGAGCCCACAUCUGCUACCAUUUGUAUCAGACUUUACAUCAUUAGGGAAUGGUGAACAACCACACACGGUAGUGGCUUCCCUUGGUCACAAGAAACUACCUCCAAAGGAUCGCAAGGCAUUGUCUACCAUAAGUGAGGAGUCGUAUCCUGCAUCUGCCCUUGAUAGUCCAUGUAGUCAGCGUGAUACUCUCAGCUGAAUUUGAGUAUAGCCAUUGUUGCAAAAGCUGAGAUGAUCUGAAAAACAAUUGUUCAGCUCUUCCUUGAGGAGACAUCUGGUCAAGUUUAAUUAUUUUUGGAAUAAGAGGAGCAGCAGCUGUAAGGAAAAACCCAAGCAUCAGCUGCAUUGCUGGGAGGCAUGGAAGUAACGUGUGUUAUCACCAAAACAAACAGAAUUCUUCAUUUACAUACACAUGAUGAUGUGUUAGUGCUUUAUGCUGACAGCAACAAUAAACCAGUAGUCUACCAACAAUCAGAGAAAGGAAUUGUACAAAUCUUUCCUUGUGCAUUGAGAUAACUUUGGUGUGAUCACAACCUGGUUCACUGAAUUAUUGUGAAGGAGCAAUGACAUGACUUAUGCAGAGAACUUAUUUUGAUACACUGUACUGUAAUAAUAUGCUGUUUGUUAUUAUCAUGCUGUGAUUUAUCAUAUGCAAAAAUUGUGAUAGUCAUUCUCAUAUAUUCAGAAUUUAAGUAAAUGCAAACAGUGAGGAGGUUGCCUGUAUGGAUUGAAACUAUAAUUCAUUUGCCUUUAAUCUUUUUGCAUAUUUUCUUUAACCAUUUCUUUUUAUACUUUUUGUAGGUUUGUGUGUCUUCCUUGUGUUCACCAGUGUACUCGAAACUUUAUUUUUGCGUUUCAUUCUUUUUUAUUAAAUUCUGUUUUUUUAUUAGUGGGACCACAUUCAUGAAUUUAUUGAAUUACUUCAGCAUUUUCCCUCUUAUGCUGCACAUUGAGUAAGAUCUCUUAGUUACACAACUAGCUUGGGUUUAAAAAGCCAUUUUAGAGUAUUUACCGAGAGUAAGCUGACAUACUCAUGAAAACAGCUAACUCAUUAUGUGUUAAACUAUAAAAAACAGUGUAAUUUGUAAAACAUUACAAAUGAUAACACAUUAUAUGAGUUAACUGCUUUGGGUAAACCUAAAAAAUAACAUUUUAAUUAGAAACAACUUCUGUAACUAAGAAUAAGUCUUAAUAAAUAUGUAUCCAAUGUGCAGAAGUGACAUCUUCAUUGUAUAACUCUAAAUACACAUGAAUGUUGUGUACUGACAAUUCCCAGGAUAAAUCUCAUUGAUGUCUGUUUUCGCUGAAAUUCAACUAUCCAGCCAUAUUAGUUGCUACUAACAUGAAAAUUGCUGCCAUUAAUCCCUGUUCAGUUAAUAUAUUACUUAUUUCUGCAAGUUGUCCCCCUCUGUGGAUUCAUUGGUCCUUUUCAUAAUGUGUUUUCCCUCCUCAAUGUUUAAAUAUCAUUUUAGAUGUAUAUCUCCAUGAGAGGUCUAAUGGAUGUCCCAGCAUUAUUUACCCUUCUUUUUCAUCCUAACUUCAUUUUUUGUAAUGCUUCACAUUUCUUUGAUGUUUCUCAGUUCUGUUUCAUCAACUUCCCUUUGCCUUUUUCUUAGUGAUACAAUAAGUGUUCAUAUUGUAACCUUUAUUGCUGUCACCUGUGUGAAUUUAACAUUGGGGAGCUUCUUAUAUCCAAUCCAGCUUCUGCUUGUAGCUUGUUUUUACAUGAUGCGCACAUCUUGGUGUACAACUCAAAGCUUGAACCACUAUCAUAAAUUUGAUUGAUUUGGUUCUAUUGCUAGUUCUUCUUGCCGUGUUCACGUUUAUCCUGCUAAAAGAAAUUUCAAUUUUUUAACUCUGUUAACUUGUCCUCCUCAUAAUUUUUCCUCAUGCAGUGUUUAAACAGUUAAACUGUGAAAUUUCCAUUUAAUGAGGUGAUGUUUUGUAGCAGCAAAUUGACAACAAAACACUGUUGAUACAAUAGCUUACAAUUUACACAGGAGACAUAUUUUUGAUGCAUUUGAGCAGUGCUGGUUAGUGUUGCUCCCAGUAGCCCAGCCUUCCUACUCUUCUUCUCCCUCAUUAUUUUCUCAUUGCUGUUGCUCUUUGUGUUGUUUGGCCUAUACAUUCCACCUGUAUUUUCUACAUUUAAAGGAUAAUCAUAGUUUUUUUUUUUCAUUGCUCACUGUUUUUGUUGUACUAUUUUGUCUCGUGAGGCUAAAAUUUCCUGUCGGUAAGCUCUUGUUAAGUGUGUUUAUAUAUGUCUAUGAUUCUCCUGAUAGCUGAUCUAUCAAAUAUAAACUUUUGAUUUGUGAUUUACAUACUAGUUAGAUAUGCAUCAGGUCUUCUUCAUAUUUCUACUUAAGGCUGUCUUGCUCUUUUAUCACUGGUACCCCCCAUUUGAUUAUUACUUCACUUCCUCCUCGUUUUCCUCCAUAUCCAUAUUUUCAUCACUUAGUUUUGAAAACAUUUUUGCACUGUUUCUGAUAUUGACAUUUGUGUGGACAGAAAUCAAUCUCUCUAUUCUGUUGAGGAUUGCAUGGGAAAUACCAGAUCUCCUAGACCAGUGUUAAAGUUUUCAUAGUGUUAAGUUUGCUGACUCGAAGUUUUCAGGCAGACAUCUCACAUGAAUACUUCAGACUAAAAGCACAUUUUUACUCCUUUGAGACACAUUUUGUUAGAGUUGACAGUCAGCAUUUGGUUAACAUAUUAAAUAGGGAAGUUUUAGAUAUGUAGACACGGAUAUUACAUCUUUACUAUUUCAGUAGAUUUUUGAUGUCAAGCAAUAGUACUGACAUUAUUAGUAAGUAUCUUCGCAAUUUUUAGUUCAUAAAUGCAAAGUGUCCCUCUUUCCAAUUAUUAAAGAUUAAUUGAAUAUAUUUUAUUUAUUUUCAAAUUUCACGGAUCCUUGACACAACUGCAUUGCUAGGAUGUAGAAUGUGUCAGAUUGUUACAAUAAUAACCAUACAUAAAUGGUCAUGACACACACUUCUCAUUCUCCAAAUAAAUAGUGGAAAGAACAAAAAACAUUUUCUUUUUAAAGUUUUGGAAUUUUCAUACUCAUGUGCAUCCACAUUUACUACUAAAAUGAGUAUUUGUUUCAUCAGUUUUUACCUUUCGACACUGAAAAGUUUAUUGACACUUUCAUGUAGAAGAGCCCAGUUUUGUGAAUUCUUGCAUUUAAUACAUAUAUUUUUGAUGAAAGUGUUCAAAUAUUUAGAAUUUUUUGCAGUUUUUUACUCAUUGAUAACUUUUUCACAAAAGUUUACAACACAGUGUAUGCAAUCUAUUUUGUAAAAUACACAAAAUAUCUUUAUAUUACUCUUAACUCUCAUGACUAAGAUAGGUAACUACCAAGUUACCCUAAAAUGACUCUAGUAUUUUUUGCAAAUUCUUUAUGGCUAUCUGUUUAUCUGUCUUUCAUAAAUGAAAUGUGACAGAUAUUUUCCAUUUCAAGGUUAUAUGUUGACUUAAGUUUUUCCUAUGAUGGCCUUUAUUUCAUAAUAAUUGUAGGAUCUUUGUCUCUAAUCCACAUGUCUUAUUUUCUAAUAAUAUUCUCAUUUCUUUAGUGGUGCGUGCAUUUAUGCACAUUCCAUGGGCAACUACUUAUAUUAAAACAUCUGAAAAAGAAUUCUUAAGUCUAAUGCCGGGUGCCAGAAAUUACACAUACAUACCAGUUCCUAGUAUUUUCUCUUUGCUACAUUUUAGCUUUCAGGACAUAUGAUUGUUUUUUCUUUUGGUGCCUUUACAAAUACUUUUGUUUAUGAAUUUGAGUGCUCUGCUCCUGCAGUAUAAAUUGUCUUUCCUUUUUUAGUAGUGUAAUGUGGGACUUUAUGUUUCCAUAUAAUAUAUUUUGUCAUUUUUAUGCAAAAGAUUUGACAUGUUAGGUAUGCAUCUACAUACAGUGUUCAUGGGUUUGUUGUUGUGGUAUUAUCCUCCUCUUCUAAAAUGCUCAUGAUAGUGAUAGCCCAGCUGCAUAAUCACAUUUCCAUUGCAGGCAGCUCUUUCCUUUUAUGUUUGAAUUUUUUAAAUAUUCAUAGCAUUAUGUUUAAUUUAUUCUCUUUUCUUAAAUCACACUCAUAUUUUUGGUGUUACACUUAGGUGUGUGUAUGUUAUACACACUGAAAUAUCCACUACUGUGUGGUGUAAUUUGUGCAAUCACUUCAUGAAAUGAGAUCUGUUUUUAGUGCCAAAACAAAUUUUUCAAAUACAGUGGUUAAUGGAAGUUUAGGAAAAUGGACAAGUUUCACUAACCUUUUAGCAUGUACUUGUGAAGUCACUUCUCUUCCCCACAACACAGUCAGGUUUUUGAGAACUUACAGUUUUGCAAGCAUACAGUCAAAUGGCAGGUGCAUUAAUCUCGACACAAAUUUAUUAAAAGAUCUUCAGAUAGAGCCUACAAUUUGUUUGUGGUCCAUAUAAAUGAUGAUAAAUUGUGAAAUUGACUGACAAUCUGUUACAACAGUCAUCAGUUAUCUACACCUGUUACACUUAAAAAAUAAAAUAUAAACUAAAUAAAAACAAAACUGAGAUUCAGUAGUCAAUGGGACACCAUUUUGAGACACCAAAGAUAUGGUAAAUUUUUAAAUAUUUAUAUAUUUGUGGAGUAAUUGUGUUGUGAAAUUUAAAAGUGAAUGUUAAAUAAAUAAUGUAACAGACAGACAAAGUUUGGCUGUCUUGUUAUUGUGAUCAUGAAUUUGAAUAACUUCUUCACGAUGCUGUGUUUUAAUCAUUUUAAUCAGUGUCUUGUCCACAGUAGAAAAAAAAAGAAAGGAAAAAAUAUCACAUGCAUUUCUAGUCCAUUAGAAAAACUACUAUGCCCUGCCCCUUCCCGCCUUGAAGCUGCUUUUUUCUCUCAAAACUCACUGUGGGUAGUCUCAGUUGUCUAGUUUUUCUAAUUAUGAAGAUUUUAAAUACUGUUAGCAGUAGCAGGAAAUGAGGAGAGUGAGUUUUUAUGUGCGGUAUGUGGUAGAACUCUUCUUGAGCCUUUUAAUAUAUGCAUCUGAUAUUCUACAAAGUUUCAGUAGAUGUUCUAAAAUGUGAUAUUGUCUUUGACUUUAUUCUGAUGUAUGUCCAAGAAUAAUAUUGUAGAUCUUCUUUUGAUGUGUACAUAUUUGAAUUUUUAUACAAUAGAUCUUAGAGACUGAUAGUCUGCAAUUUAUUUAAUGCAGCAUCGGUUGUGUAAUCAGCUCAGUUGUUUAAAUAUUUUGUCUUCCAUGUUUUCUAUAGAAAUUUUGAAAGUACAUUGUCUUAAUUUUGAUUUUGUGUGUCGUAGGUGAGUACUCAUCUGAAUUAUAUAUUACCAUCUCAGUCUUCCUUGGAAAUGAAUUGCAAAACCUUGUGAUUUUGAUACCCAAUGUUCACAUGAUUCAAAAUAUGUAGGUGAAUUAUUUUAAACACAUAAUUAUUUUUGUUAUGAAUUUUCUUGAAGGUCUUGCUGCAGAAUUUCGAAACCCAUUUUUUGUUAAUUACUGAUGAUUAAAUUUAUUUGUAGAGUUUCAGAAAUAAAUGUAUCAGAUGCUUCACUAAAUACCUUGGGAUUUAACUUUGAAGAUCAUAUUGUGUGAGUCAUGUGUUAAAAAAAAAAGACAGGUUUUCAAAAAUACUGGUCACAGAUAUAUAAUUUACAUUGUAUGCCUGAUAUGCAUUUUGUGUAGAAUACUUACUGGUGUAUUUGAUGUGUUUAUAGUACAAAUACUAUAUAUUAGGUUGUGACAGAUCUUAACGUGUAAAUGAGCUUGAUUUAUUGUAUUUUGAAACUAUAAUCAAUGCAUGUGAUAUAAAGCAAUAUGUUUCUUCCUUUUUUAAGAUUACACGAAAUGCUCAUUCUCUGUUUUAAAAUGUGAUAAAGAAGACUAAUUUUUUUGUAUCAAUGAUUAGUGUGAUUUGAUUGGUUAUUAAGAAAUAUAAAGCAUUUAAUAUAGUAGAAUCAGUGUUUAUUCUUGAGAAUUGAAUCCCAAUAAAUAAUAAUAUAAUGUCAGCCAACUUUCGUG